AUGACGACGACACUUUUGGGGCGAAGAAUUAAAAGAAGCCUUACGCUUUUUGAUCUUUCUUUCUCCCUUUCUCACUUUCUUUCUUUUUCUUUCUUUCUCUCUCUUUCUUUCUCUUUAUUUUUCUUUCUUUCACUUUCUUUUUUCUCUUACUUUCUCAUUCUUUCUUUCUUUCUUUCUUUCAUUUUCUCUUUUAAUCCAUUCUUUACUCUUUCCGAUUUUUCUUUCAUUCCAUAUUUCUUUCCUCUUUCUACAUCACUUUAUCUUCAUUCAUUAAUUUUUCAUUUGUUCUUUUUCCUUUAUUUUUCUAUUUAUCUAUUUAUUUAUUUCGUCCUUACUUUCAUUUUCAACAUUAACUUCAAUGCAUUUAUUUUUCUUCCUUCCUGUCUGUAUGUCUGUCUUUCUUUCUUUCUUUCUUUCUUUCUUUCUUUUUUUCUUUCAUAUUCAACAUUAACUUUCUUACAUUUCUUCUUUCCUUUCUUUCUUUCCUUUCUUUCUUUCUUUAUUUCUUUCCUUUCUUUCUUUCUUUCUUUCUUUCCGCUUUCUUAUAUCUUGUUUCUGAGUGUAAUUCUCUUUUGGAAUACCACCGACACAGCCAAGUUAAAUGUGAUUUCGGUCAUUUCGCUGUCCGGGUUUGGCCGUAACAUCAAAGUUGACAUACAAUGUUUGGUUGUUUCUUUGGCCAGAGAUAACUUGCUUCCUUUCUCGGUCCUGUCCUUCAUUUCAAUUUGGCGCGCUGCCUAA
Acanthosepion pharaonis is the source of this 741-nucleotide messenger RNA. The record is from the annotation of a GenBank genome assembly. Lineage: Eukaryota; Metazoa; Mollusca; Cephalopoda; Sepiida; Sepiidae.